AACUAAAAAGUCACAAUCCAAACUUCACUAUAUAUAAGCAUUUGAAAGGUAAAGGAAUCGAAGCUGAAGAAAAAAUAGGAAAGGAAAUGAGAACUGAUAUUUCAGGGUCAGGGACAGAAAAAUCAACGGCUGAAAACAUAGAUGAAUCUUCAUGGGCCACCGGAGAAGAAGAAGCUGUCAGUUCUCUCCGUCAUGGAGGGAAAGGAACGUGGAAGCACGCCGCAUUCCACGUGGCGACUACAAUCGCGACGCCAGCCGCUUACGCGCCCCUGCCCUUCGCCCUCGCCUCCCUCGGCUGGCCAAUAGGUGUUUGCAGUUUGGUGAGCGGAACAUUUGUUACUUGGUAUUCUAGUCUUCUAAUAGCAUCUUUGUGGGGGUGGAAUGGGGAGAAGCAAACUACUUAUCGGGAGCUUGGAAGAAGUAUCUUUGGAUCCUUGGGUUACUGGUCAAUCACAAUUUUCCAGCAGGUGGCUUCCGUGGGCAAUAACAUUGCCAUCCAAAUUGCUGCAGGAAGCAGCCUAAAGGCAGUUUACAAGUAUUACCACAGGGACAGUACAUUAACCUUGCAGAUAUUCAUUAUCUUUUUUGGGGCCUUUGAGCUUCUCCUAUCCCAACUCCCAGAUAUCCACUCAUUACGAUGGGUGAAUGCGCUAUGCACGGGCAGCACCAUUGGCUUUGCUGGCACAACCAUUGGCGUGACUAUCUACAAUGGGAAAAAGAUUGAUCGGAAGACAAUAAGCUAUAGCUUACAAGGAAGCUCCUCCACUAAGAUAUUCCAAGCUUUCAAUGCCCUUGGGGCAAUUGCUUUCUCGUUUGGAGACGCAAUGCUUCCAGAAAUACAGAAUACUGUAAGGGAGCCUGCAAAGAAGAACAUGUACAAAGGCGUAUCUGCCGCAUACAUGAUUAUUGUUUUGAGCUACUGGCAAUUGGCUUUCAGUGGUUACUGGGCAUUUGGGUCAUCGGUUCGGCCGUACAUUUUGGCAUCCCUCAUGAUCCCAGAAUGGACGAUUGUUAUGGCAAAUCUAUUUGCUGUGAUUCAAAUAUCAGGGUGCUUUCAGAUAUACUGCCGGCCGACUUACGCCUAUAUGGAGGAAAGAAUGCUCUCUAAGAAUAGCAGCCGUCUCCACAUCCGCAAUAUUCUGGUGCGGCUUGUUCUGACAUCAGGCUACAUGGUUCUCGUCACCCUAAUUGCUGCUGCAAUGCCUUUCUUUGGUGAUUUUGUUUCUAUCUGUGGGGCAGUUGGGUUCACCCCGCUGGAUUUUGUCUUCCCAGCUAUAGCAUAUCUGAAAGUCGGGAAAUUGCCCAAGAAGAUGGUUUUGCGUGUUCUGUUGCAGAUCCUUAACAUUGUUAUUGCUGCAUGCUAUUCUGUUGUUGCAAUCCUGGGCUGCAUUGGUGCUAUCAGAAUCAUCAUAAAGGAUGUUAAGAUAUACAAGUUCUUUCAUGACAUGUAAUACCAAUUAUCAGUGUUGUACUUAUCAAAGAAAUCAAUGCUGUAGAAGUUAUUGUGCAUCCGCUGUUGAAAAUGCGGGGCAUUCAAGAAAUGGGUAAAAUUUUGAUGGGAGCAUUUUGGGAAUA
Molecule: messenger RNA, 1575 nt
Organism: Magnolia sinica
Lineage: Eukaryota; Viridiplantae; Streptophyta; Magnoliopsida; Magnoliales; Magnoliaceae
Product: GABA transporter 1-like
Exons: 7
Coding region: 87-1451 (454 amino acids)
Cellular component (GO): plasma membrane
Source: RefSeq, a predicted model, not a curated record